Messenger RNA from Symbiodinium pilosum, 3694 nucleotides. The record is from the annotation of a GenBank genome assembly. NCBI's taxonomy places the organism in Eukaryota, Dinophyceae, Suessiales, Symbiodiniaceae.
GAAUCAUCUCAUUCUGGCCGGAGACUUCAAUGGCCAGCUCCCGCAGGCUGGUAUGCAGGUGGGUACGGCCACCAUUGUGCGCAACGCGGGUGAUGUUGUUGAUGACAUGCCCAGGGUUCUGGCGAUGCUGGGUUUCCAUGAGCUCACCGCUCUGAAUACUUGGCGUGGUCCUCGGAGCGCAAUGCACACCUAUUCUAUGGGGAGCUCGGCAACGCAAAUUGACUUUAUCAUCACGGCUUCUGAGGCAGCGGAUGGUCUCUCCAAGCAGUGCGUCCCACUCUCAGAUUUCCCAGUUGGAGCAUGGAAAUUGGAUGGCUUGCACAGACCCCUGAUCUCCAGCAUCCGGAGCGACUUUAGAGUCUGGAAGGCCCGCAGUCGCCAAAAGCGCAAUCCACUUGCCACUUCAGCUCUUCUGACAGACCCAGCCAAACGUGAAGCACUGCGAGACCGAGUUCGUAGCGCUCUCAACUCCUCGAACAUUGACGCUACAUUCCUGAAUCAAAUCCUGAUUGAUGCUGGCAAGGCUGUUCUACCUGCUGAUGAUCGUCGUGCGCGCCAAACUUAUCAUACUCAGGACAUGGUUAGAGGGCCUAUAUGCAGAUUAUGGCAGUGCUGGCAAUCAUUCAAAUCCAUCAAGGGUACCAGUUUGACUCAUGUUCUGCAAUCCUGGAGGGCUCUCACCUCCUUCAGACAGCAGAAACGGGCGGUUCAGAAGGCCAGUAGGCAAAUCCGGAAACAGUUUGUGGAUGACACGCUGAAACAGGCUGUGUCAUAUGGAUUACAACACAACAUCAAGGGUGUCUACGAUCUGGUGAGGAAGCUCGCGCCCAAGCAGGUUAAGCUCAGAAUUCAAAUUCGGGAUGAGCAUGGAAAGCUUCUCACUCCUUCGCAGGAACUGGAGGAGCUUAGAAUCUACUACACAUCCCUUUUCUUUCAGGGAGUGCAACCGCCUUUGGUUGGUAGCUCACAGGGACUGCAAUUCACGACUCCAGACAUCUCUGCAAUUCUGAACAAAGUUCCAUUCCACAAGGCUUCGCCAGCUCAUUGCGCACCUGGUGCGCUAUGGAAAGUGUGCUCGGAUCUGAUUGCGCCGCACUUACAACUGUAUAUGGAGCAGCUCAUGCAGCAGGUCCCGGUCAAGAUUCCAUCAUUAUGGAAGGACGCGUGGCUGGCGCUCCUGGCAAAACCGCAGAAGAAGACAAAACGACCGGAAACGCUGAGGCCAGUGGGGUUACAAUGUAUGGGGGGCAAGGCUAUGAUGCGACUCAUUUGUGACAGGUUAAAACCAUAUGUGCAGUCCUAUGCCACCGGCACUCCGCAAAUGGCCUAUUUACCUCAGCGUGAAGGUGCAUAUGCUUUGUUGAGGGCCUUCUCGCACUGCCGCAAUGUCAGGGACCUUGUAAGAUCACAAGUCAGGACGGUUUUUCACAUGCGACAAGGCGUGCAGAAGCAAGAAUUUGUCGGUGGAUGCUGCCUAAGUCUAGACCUUAGCCAGGCCUUUGAUCGCAUACCAAGAACGCUAGUGAUCCUCUCACUCCGUGAAGCAGGAGCACCGGAAGCAUUGAUCAACCUCGUCACAGCUUGGCACCUGGAUUCCAGGUACCAUAUCAAUCACGGAGGCGCCUCUGCCACUAUUCCGGUAGAUCAGGGUAUCCGCCAGGGCUGUGUGCUUGCACCGUUGCUAUGGUCUUGUGCUACGGUCUACCUGCUCAAAAGAUUGGAUCAGCUGAUUGCACUGCGUACCGAAGGCAUGGACGGUGCUGACAGCAGUUGGAGCUCGGAAGGUAUCACUGCUUAUGCGGAUGACUUUCUUGCCUCCUGUGUUCUGCGCUCCAAAGGAGACCUCGCCUUGGCCCUGAUCCGCUUUCAAUGUAUCAUUGAAUUGUUACAGUCCCAUAACCUUGUGAUCAACUUCAAGAAAUCGGCUAUUCUUUUCAAGGUUGCUGGUACCCAGAGCACUGCGGUGAGGAAGCGCAUGGUGAGGCGCAAUUCAGAAGGGGAAUACAUCUCGCUUGAUGUUGCCGGCAACAAAACUUUGAUUCCGGUGGUGGAAAGGCAUGACUACAUGGGAAUGGUCCUGUCCUAUGACUCCUUCGAAGACCUCUCCUUUCAGAAGCGCUUUGAGGCGGCCGGUAAUAACUACAAGCGCCUUAAGAAGUUCCUGCACAGUCGCCUUCUUCCUAGGCAGCAGAGGGUUCGCAUGUGGUCAAUGUGCGUAUGGACCUCACUUUCCUACGGACUAAGCACAGUGGGCAUUACGCCUGCGUCAGCCGCUAGACUACGGGGCCUUACAGCUAGACAUUGGCGUGCCAUUGCUCAAUCACCCAGGCACCUCACUGGCGAAACCACUGAGGCGUUACAGGCUCGACUUGGCUUGAAGGAUCCCAUGGACAUGCUUGUGGACCUUUGUGCAUCGCUCCUAGACAGGCUCGGCACUGCUUCACAAUCUGAGUACAAUGGCAUUCUGGGCACGGGUGAAAUUUGGUUGCAAGCUCAGUGGGCCUAUGACAACAUAGUCAAACAACGUGAUUGUGAUCAAAGGUCGCACGUUAGGCUUGUGCAGAUUCCAGACGUGGAAGGCCUCCCAUGUGAUAUGUGUGGGCUCUACUUUCCAAAUGAGCGAGCACUGCGGCGCAGGGGCCACAUGGCCACGGAUCAGGAAAUUGCUUUCUUUCAGCACCUCCUGCCGAGCUACAUGGAGCAGAAGGGUAUCGAGCCGGUGGAAGCACUGGACAAGAGACCUCUCAAGUUCCCGAAGUCAGGAGGCAAGGACGGUGCGGAAGGCAAGGGCAAAGGCCAGGAACAGAACACAACGCACGGCAACAAGGGAUCCAGGCGUGGUUCCGGAAGGCGGGGCCAGAAGGAAUCAGGGGAGAGUCCGUCGCACAGGGAAGUAAUCAAGCUUCUGUCGGCCCUGACACUCAAGUUCGAGGACGAACUUUCUUUAAUCAGACUGGAUCGAGGCUUCGUGAUGUACCAGCGCACCCAGGCCACGCAAUCCAUUCUCAGCAUGAUGUUCGAGCUCAGCACGGAGUGGAGGCAACAGCAGAAGGAGGGCAAGGUCAAGUCCUCUUUACGCCUGACUCUCUUCAGGUGCUUCAUGACGGAGCUUCAGGCCAGGCUGGAUUCCAUGGACUACAAGCCGGAGGCAGUAGCGCAGAGCCUGCAAAUGCAGUGGACGGUGAAGGAUGCCGAGGAGAAGCUCAUGUGGCACUAUCUCAAGUACGAUGCGGACAAGAAGGAGGAGAUCCCAGACCAGGACAGGAAGCCCCUUCUUCAUCAGACGGCCAUGGAGGCAGUCAAGACCAUCAUCCAGUCGGCGAACGAGGACACACUUCACCGGUUCAAUGCGACUCGACCGAUGUCGGCCUCAUACGCGGGGGACACGCUUUGCUUUCUGAUCCAGGUUUCGCUUCGCGGUCAGGAGGCCCAGAUGCUACACGAAGCAUUGACAACACUGGCUCAGUCAGCGAUCCUCAACCUGAUGGGCGCCCGCAUCCGGAGGGAGCGCAUUCACAGGGCGCCCGGCGCAGUCAAGCUGUCCAAACUGCUGGGGAACAUGUCCGAACCUUGGUGCUGCUCAAUUCCUCCAAUGUUUGCUACCAAAACUCCUUCAUUCUUAGCAUCAUGUGGGCCUAUACACAUUGCUCAGGGACAGCUGAUAAUGCUGAUGCUCUCUUUGGAGGCGCCAUAA